Molecule: messenger RNA, 459 nt
Organism: Plasmodium inui San Antonio 1
Lineage: Eukaryota; Apicomplexa; Aconoidasida; Haemosporida; Plasmodiidae
Exons: 1
Source: RefSeq, a predicted model, not a curated record
AACCACUCCGAAAAAGUGUACCAUAGAAAGGAUACAAUUGUCACAUUAGGUGCCAGUCCCAGGAGAAUGUUAAGGGAAGAAGCACACGAGCAUUUUAAACACAAAUACCCACUACUCAUGGGUAAAAUCUGGACUUUACCAGAAGGAUAUGUUCGAAUAUUUCGAUAUGGCCUGGACGAAUUAAAACAUGAUGACUUCUUUCGAAAGGAAUUCAACCCAUUCAUAACUGAUUGUUCAUUUGCGAAACAAUUGGAAGCUUCAGAGCAGGUGGGCAAUAAAGAAGCAUUCGAUAGCUUUGAUUGUCUAAGCAAUUAUUACGACUCAUUCUAUGCGUCAAAGGAUGAUUAUGAUGAGCCCUCUAGAAAAGCGCUGGAUGAUUCAGAACGUAAUGAGAGUAUCGAAUCAGAAGAUGGGGCGAGAAGGCAAAAGUAUAUCAACCCACUGGGACAUCCUUCUUAA